Vanessa atalanta (red admiral) is the source of this 3863-nucleotide messenger RNA. Its product is annotated as ribonucleoside-diphosphate reductase large chain-like. Bases 42 to 482 code for a protein of 146 amino acids. The record is from RefSeq and is a predicted model, not a curated record. Lineage: Eukaryota; Metazoa; Arthropoda; Insecta; Lepidoptera; Nymphalidae. The transcript is spliced from 3 exons.
GCAAGCGCGCCCUGCGGUAGUGAAGUGGUACACCGGAGAGCAUGCUUUCUCUUAUUUUCGCGGCUUGCAUAGCCGUAGCAUGCGCCCUCCCUUCAUACAUAGCGGUGCCCGCGGACCAGAUAGCCUUCGUGGACCUCACAGCGUUGAGAGCUCGACGGGUUCCGAGGCAAACACUGGCUCCGCCACCACCGCAACUGCCAGAAGCUUUGUAUGAAGACAAUUAUCAACCGAUACCACUACAGAACUACCAGCAAGGAACUGUAGCGCUCGCCCCACCUCCUGCGCCAGAAGCCCCAAGAGUACAAGCGCAAGAUGGGGCUUCUAGUGAAACCAACAUAGGCGCAGUCUCCCAAUACGCCGAAAGACCACCAGACUUCGGGGAAUACGUUGACUUCGGUGCUCACACCGGGGACAACGGUGCUUUCGGCUGGUAUGCCGAUUAUCCCGUUAAUAACCAGGAUACAUCGGGAUAUAGGAAGUAGGAUAUAAAAUGAAUGCACCCAUCGCAAUAUCUGUUGAGCGAAUUGGGUACAAAACUUCAGUAUUUUAUAGAAUAUCUUUUUUAAAAUCUAUUAAGACUUAGAAAUAGUAGAUGAGAAAAAUUCUUGCCAAUAAUUUUGGAUAUGGCAUCAAAACUCGAAUUACCAAAGACAGUAUUUUCAAGUGAUAUAAUUAUUUUAAUUGUAAGCCGAAUUACCGCACAUUUGUUUCAAACGGUGAAUUCCGCUAAGCACUUUUUCAAUAAUGUUCCUCUACAUUAGAUUUAGGUUGACAAAGUACACUGUGAUAUGCCACCAGGGUAGUUCAAAUUUAUAUAACACCUUUUUAUAAAUCUUUUCUACAUCUUGACUUCUCACUGCUUUAUCUUUUUCUUUUGCAUAUUUCACUCUAUUAACUCUAUCUUUUUUUCUUUAUCUAUUUCCUCUUUAUAUAUAAACGCUCUGUUUUUAUCUAUUAUUUCUUUUCUUCUUUCAUCUAUACCCUUUCCGCUACUUCACGCUUCACUUCACGCUCUAUACUAUGCUUUUUGCUUUUACAUUCUGCUCUACUUUUAACUUUUUUUAUCUUAUAUAAUAAAGAACAACCGAUGUAUUCAAUAGUUGCUCCUAUUUCAACUUUGAUACAUAUAAAAUCACACUACAUGUAAUAUGAUUUAUUCUAAUGUUCUUAAACUAUUCACUUUUAAACGCUGUCAAUUCUUCUAUAAUUAAUUUUAAUUUAGUUUGCUCUUCUAAAUCUUUCUUCAUUUUCCGUAUUACUUUUUUUAAUGAUCGUUUAAAUAUAUGUUCUAUUUUCAUUUCUUAUUCUUUACCUAUUUUACUUCACUUGAAACUUCACUUCUUAUUGUUCUUUUUCUAUUGUUCAUUUCAAAUCUUUAAUUUUACUCUUCACACUUGACUUCAUUCAAUUCAUCUUUAACUUUGUCUUUAUAACAAAGGCACAAUAAAGUUCAUCGUCCCAUUUUCUCUUUACAUUUAUUUUUUACUAUGUUUCAUAUUUUUUCAUUUAAUCUUUUUUAUUUCUUUUAACUUCUUUAUCACAUUUUUCAUCUUGAAUUUCGUUCAUUUACUUUUACCUUAACUUUACACUUAAAUUCAGAUUUUAUCAAACAUUCAUAUUUUUCAUUCUUUAAUUGUUCUCUACUCACCUACGUUUUAAUCUUCUCUUUUUCGUUCUACCUAAUUCUCACUUAAUUCAGCCAUAAAUCAUUUCUCUAAAUUCUCUUGCUCUAUUAUUAUUUCUAUUAUAUUUCAAUGAUAAAGCUAAUUUGUUGUUUACUUGUUUCUUUUUUUAAUUUUAUUUUGUUCUAUUCUUGCUCUAUCUAUUGACGUGCUAUUUCUACUUUACAAUUUUUAUUAUUUAUAAUAAUUAUUUAUGUUCUGUCUUCACUUUUACUUUACUUUUUUCGUAAAGUCUCAUACUUUUGAUCUUUAAACAAUCUCUUUCUUAAUUUCAUUUCAUAAUUCUACUACAUUACAUCGUUCUAUGUGUUCAAUUAUAAUUUUUUCAUACUCAUUUUCUCUCUCAUUACUGUUACUUUUUACUUACCUUGAUUUUUCUUUAAGCAACUCUUUCUACGUUUGAUAUACUUUUUUUAAUCUUGAUACAUUUUCAUAUGACUUUCUCUGACUAUCACUCAAUCAUUUAACAUUAUACUUAUUUUAUUAAAAUACAAUUUUUAUACUUACUUACUAAAUUUCUUCACAUCAUUCCUAUAAAGUCACAUCAUAUCACAUCUGUUUCUUUUUUAUUCUGUUCCUUAUGUCACCAAUUACAAUUGAAAUUCUUGAAAAAGAUUAAUCAUUAUCACAAUUGAUCUUUCUAUUACAUUUACAUCUCAUUAAUAUUACGUAGAAAUCAUUUUAUGCCACGUCAUCACUUCCUUGAUGUUAUCAUAUUAAUACCAUUAUUGAUAUAAUGUCAAAACUUAUCAAUAACUUAUUCCUCAUAAUUUCAUAUUAAUACAAAUCAUUCUUAUGAAAUAAUUCUUUUUACUUUUCUCUUUUAAUGUCUUAAAUAUCUUGCAUUGUUUACUCUAUCUGUUUAAUUUCUUUCUUCGCAAAUACCUCCUAUCUCUUGUUUUCUUUUCACGAUCUUUAAUAGUUUUUACUUUUAAAUAUCUAUAAUAUCUAGAGCAAAAUAUUUGUUUGUUUAUUUUUUUAUCUAUUAUUACAGUACCACCCACCUCAUAUUCUAUGAGCUAUUCUAAACUACACCGUUAGCUGCCUGGAAGAGAUCGCUACGUAGCGAUAUAUAAGGUCGCCAAAAUUGUACGCCUCUUUUAUUUAGGUUGUAUCCAUGUUAUAUUUAUUUACUUUUUCUUUGUGACUUUUUAAAAACACUAUUAUUUCUUUUUCGUUUUUCAUCUUUUUGACUCUAAUUCUGCUUCUUAUUUUUCAUUGGUAUAUAUUUACUAUCCUAUGACUUCGAUAUAGUACCGAUUAUUAUUUAUCUUCUUAUUCACAGCAUAUUUAUUUCUAAUCUAUCAAAAUACUUGAGCUACUUAUCUUUUUACUCUGUCAUCUCUAUCAUCUAUUGCUUUUACGAUAUAUCUUAGGGAAUAUUUUCUCUUACUUCACAAGAGUCAUGCUAUAAUAAAAUAGCUACAUUGAUUUGUUGAUAUUUAAAAUUUCAUUUACCGUUUCUGUGCUGACUCGUAUUCUUACCUAUUCUCCUCUAUAUUCUUAUAUAUAUUAUAUAUUUCACUUUAUUCAUUUACUAUAUCAUCUUUUUAUAUAAGUACUUAUGUUCUAUUCUUUUCUGUAACUUUCUUACCUCUCUUCUCUUCUCUAUUUUUCCAUAUUUACUAUUAAACAAUGCAUAAUACUGAUAUAUAUUCUUUGAUUUACUAUAACUUCUGAUUCUGUUACUUCAUUUCUUUUUUCCGUCACUUACACUUGUACUGUUUUAUCUUUUUACAAUUCUUUAUUUCUUCUACUUCAUACUAUCUGUUUGCUUUUGUCGUAAUAAGUAUUAAGCAAUUCUUUCUUUAUUUGCUUCGCUUCUUCUUUAUGUUUUUAUAUAUAUUCUUUUUAGUAGAGAUAUUCUGUAAGAAGAAACUCGAAACACAACUCAGAAAACAAGCGUGAAAUAUCAUAAUGUGAUACAUUUCAUUACAUAUGUACAUUAACUAUAAUAAUUAUUAAAUUAAUAAGAUACACGUACUAAACGUCGUUUGUCAACAUUUCACGUGUGUGACAUAAAUUCUUACAGAAUCGCACUGCUCAUCUUUUUUCUCACUACAUCUGUUUUAUGCUCUUAUUAGGAACUACCUGGUGAUUUAGAACAAAUUAGAAUAACGCACAAAAUGUUGUUACAUGUUAUUGUUAUUAAACGAAUGUUGUUCUCAGGAAUAACAGUAA